UUAUUGAAUCGUCUGUGUUUGACAGUGAGUCUGUGUUGUGGGUGCUUUGUUUUUUAUUUACCGGAAAAUGAGCAUUGGACUAGCCCGAUCGACACUUCUUUAACUGCGCAUCCCAAGUAUCCUUUGCAUUCGACCAUAUAUUGCUGUGCUGAAGGUGACCAAGCCUUUGAUAUAAUAUAUCACCUGCCGGUCCUCCGCCUUGGCCCUAGUUUUUGCUCAAGUCAUGCCCUCCAUGAAGUCUUAUUUCAACCCGCUGUCGAUCGUACCUGACACAGGUCGUCAUCGGCUCCCAAUGCCACUAAUGACCUCCUCAACCUACACAGACGAGUUUCGAUCCCUAACUGACGCCGGGAAGGCGGAGUUUAUAAAUGGACGGUUGCUGCAAGGCCAGCAACAGGGUUUCCACUCCUUAAUCGCCGGCAGCGAACGUGGAACAGCGCGGUUUCCACCCAAUGAUUUGACCAGAAAUAUUCCCAAAUCUUAUAACCGGCUCAAAACUAUCCAGCGUCGAGCUGACGAUAAGACCAAAAGAAUCCAAAAAUUGGAGAAGCGUAUAGCUUUACUAGAGCUAAAGCUGGGAAUAUCGUACCAAUCGCAUAUCAGGAGACAGACCCAUGGCCCAGCAUUCUCUCUGUCUCCAUAUGAGAAUGAGAGCCAAUCUAUCCGGCUUCCGGCCAUUCGUGAAGCCGCGCCAAACAGAGCCGAUCUGCCCAUGAGGAAAGCUCCGAACAAACACCAGUCUAGAAGCUGUAUUGAGGGGCGGCGCAGUAAGAUGCUAAGCUUGUCGGAUAUUUGCACACCACCUGAUGAAUUUCACGCUGCGAAAACUCGAAAAGAGACUCGGGUCAAAAAGGAAGACAUUUGCAAGCCGGCGAAGACUUGUGUGGAGGACACUGGAAGCACACGAGAUCACCCGAUUGUAGUCGAGUAAUGGAGACACCCAGCUUUCGUCACCUUCUCUCUCAAAUUAAACAGCUCAGUAUUUACGUAACUUUUUUGUUAGCGGGUAGCGCAAAUUCAAAAAUUAGGAUUUCCCUCAAGGCAUCGGCAAGUCAAGUGUAGCUAAGCUCCCUAAAACCAAAAGUGGCAUGAUUUACCCCUGUGAUAGAAGUUAGUAUGUUUUCAACAAAGGCGUCUUCCUGCAGAACGAAACUGGGCACAAAGUAUCAUGUAUUCUCGA
This is a messenger RNA of Pyricularia grisea, 1180 nucleotides long. RefSeq lists its product as uncharacterized. Bases 224 to 931 code for a protein of 235 amino acids. The transcript is spliced from 2 exons. NCBI's taxonomy places the organism in Eukaryota, Fungi, Ascomycota, Sordariomycetes, Magnaporthales, Pyriculariaceae. The record is from RefSeq and is a predicted model, not a curated record.